Pseudonaja textilis is the source of this 2810-nucleotide messenger RNA. RefSeq names its product U2 small nuclear RNA auxiliary factor 2 (gene U2AF2). Gene Ontology annotation, cellular component: nucleus. NCBI's taxonomy places the organism in Eukaryota, Metazoa, Chordata, Lepidosauria, Squamata, Elapidae. Gene Ontology annotation, molecular function: RNA binding. Gene Ontology annotation, biological process: mRNA processing. The record is from RefSeq and is a predicted model, not a curated record.
GCCAACCACUAAAAGGCAUUCCGGAGAUAGCCGAGAAUUUCCGUUCGCAUCCGAAGCACUCACCGGAAGUUGCCGAACUCCCAGAAAAGGCGCUGUUGCGGCCUACUGCGUGAGGAGGAGCUGAGCUAGCAGGCGCUACCACCGUACAACCGUAGCUAGGCCGGGCCAAGGGACGUCCUCUUUCCUUCUCCGCAACCAUGUCGGACUUCGACGAGUUCGAGCGGCAACUAAAUGAAAACAAACAAGAACGUGAUAAAGAGAAUCGUCAUCGUAAACGCAGCCACAGUCGUUCACGGAGUCGGGACAGGAAACGUCGCAGUCGUAGUCGGGACAGGCGCAACAGGGAUCAGCGCAGUGUUUCACGAGAUCGCAGGAGGCGCAGAUCUCCUCUGAGCCUGUCAGGUCCUCUAAGUCGUUCUCCUCGGCAUGAGAAGAAGAAGAAAAUUCGCAAGUAUUGGGAUGUCCCUCCUCCAGGUUUUGAGCACAUUACACCCAUGCAGUAUAAAGCCAUGCAGGCUGCGGGACAAAUUCCAGCUACAGCUCUACUACCAACUAUGACUCCAGAUGGGCUGGCCGUAACACCUACACCUGUGCCUGUAGUCGGCAGCCAAAUGACACGACAAGCUCGUCGUCUCUAUGUUGGGAAUAUCCCUUUUGGAAUAACCGAGGAAGCAAUGAUGGAUUUCUUCAAUGCGCAGAUGCGCCUUGGUGGUCUUACUCAGGCUCCUGGUAAUCCUGUCUUGGCUGUGCAAAUUAACCAGGACAAGAACUUUGCUUUUCUAGAGUUCCGUUCUGUGGAUGAAACUACACAGGCCAUGGCUUUUGAUGGGAUCAUUUUCCAGGGACAGUCACUGAAGAUCAGACGCCCCCAUGAUUAUCAACCGCUUCCUGGCAUGUCUGAAAACCCAUCAGUUUAUGUGCCAGGUGUCGUUUCCACAGUGGUCCCAGAUUCUGCUCAUAAACUGUUCAUUGGGGGUCUGCCAAACUAUCUUAAUGAUGAUCAGGUCAAGGAGUUGCUCACUUCCUUUGGGCCCCUGAAGGCUUUCAACCUGGUGAAGGACAGUGCCACUGGCCUUUCGAAAGGUUAUGCCUUCUGUGAAUAUGUGGACAUCAAUGUCACAGACCAGGCCAUCGCGGGGUUGAACGGCAUGCAAUUGGGUGACAAGAAGCUUUUGGUGCAGAGAGCCAGCGUAGGAGCCAAGAAUGCUACCCUGAGUACAAUAAACCAGACCCCAGUGACCCUGCAGGUACCGGGUCUAAUGAGUUCCCAGGUACAGAUGGGCGGUCAUCCAACUGAGGUGCUGUGCCUCAUGAAUAUGGUAUUACCUGAGGAGCUCCUGGAUGAUGAGGAAUAUGAAGAGAUUGUUGAAGAUGUCCGUGAUGAGUGUAGCAAGUAUGGUGUUGUCAAAUCCAUUGAAAUCCCCCGGCCUGUUGAUGGAGUUGAGGUGCCUGGCUGUGGAAAGAUAUUUGUGGAGUUCACAUCUGUCUUCGACUGUCAGAAGGCCAUGCAAGGCCUCACUGGACGCAAGUUUGCAAACCGGGUCGUUGUGACCAAGUACUGCGAUCCUGAUUCUUAUCACCGCCGAGACUUCUGGUAGCCCAGCCCUUGAACCAGUCUUGAGGGGGUUUUGUGGAAGCAGGGGCAAUUCGCUGGCCAGAGAGGCUCCUUUAGCAGCAUAGCCUGUUUAUAUUUUAUGGCCAAAAUCUGUAUUUCUCCCCCCGCCUUUCCAUUUAUCCCAGUUCCUUCCUUUUCCAAACGACCAUCAGUCCACCCACCCAUGCCUCCUCUGGUUACCCAAUGAUGGUUACUCUGUAGUAAAAUGUUGUCUCUUAUCCAUAUUUCCCCUCCUCCUUUCUCUGUGAUGUUUCAGAUUUUUUUGCUAAACGGAGUUUUGCUGUCAAAACAGUGGGUCUGUUUUUGUUGUAUUUUCCUUUCUUCUACGCUGUGUGUAUGGACAACUAUUUCUCUAGUGUUGUCUCUCAUAAUUAAAAAUUUUUUUUUCCAAUUCCCUGGUGUCAUUGGGGCAACUUCCUCAAUUUUAAAUCCGAUUGUAAACAAAGAUAGUUUAAUAUGCUUUUCAAAGGGAAAUUUAUCAACAAAGAUGCUAACAGUAUCAAAACCUAUCAGUAAAUCUUACAUAAUAAUGGUUAUUGGGAUCAGGAUUUGUCGCUAAAUGCAGUAAAAUUCAAUGUCACAUGAUUGCCACUUUAGUUCUGGCAUUAAGAAUAACAUAAGGUAAUUACCAUUUGUAACUUCCUGCUGGAUUCCCUAUUGACUUUGUCAGAAGCUGGCAGAGAAGAUUGCAAAUGGCAAUCAUAUUAUCAUAGGAUGUUGCAAUGUCAUAAUUGCAAGCCAGACACCAAGCACCUGGAUCAUAUAAGCACAUGAUCAAGAGGAUAUGCUGAUGGCUGCAAUUAUGAGAACCAAUUGGAAGUAUGUGCAACUUUGGUCCUGAACAAAUGAUCAUUAAAGGAGAAUUACCUGUAUAAGUGUAACGCUGAUUGAAUCUUAAGAACAGAAGAUAGAAAUUACUUUUAAGUAUAACAACUUCUGCCAGAAGAAUUCUGCACAUUGCUUUUGUGAUGGAGAAAUUGGCAAAUCUGUGAUUACAGAUUUCUCAGAUGGUGUUUUUGUGGGACUAUGUUUGGGUGCAAUAGCUUGUAUUCCUUAGAUCAAUGUAGUGUUGUAUUUGUAGAGGGUGUUUCACACAGGCAUCAGUUCCAUUGGUUUAAAGUGCAGGAGGCUGAGUUUUUUGGUAACCUUAAGCAGAAUAAAAUGCCAGUACGUGGUACUCUGGAUCUAUAAACUU